CAGGGAGGUUCAGCACCGCUCCCCGCCGCGGGUGCCAUAAUCUGCUGACUCGGCGGAAUCGUUUCGCCUCGUUUGGUUGUUUUCCUUCUGCAUUUUAUUUUCGUUCCACGAAAAAUUUACGCACCCCCCUGGACCGUGUGAACGGUCCCGCGCCGAGGCAGGCUCUCUGGGUGGGCCCAUCCUGAGUCACCCUCGAGCGCUCUUCCUUGCCGUGGCAGCCGCGCCACUUCGGGGAGGCAUAAAAAGCCUGCGGCGGGGGCUGAGGCGGCACCCCCGAGCGCCCUCCAGCCCCCGAGCGCAAGAUGGGCCGCCAACUGCUCUGCGCGUCCUUUCUGCUUCUUUCCCUCCUCGUCGUUCUGGUGUCCUCGGCCGAGAACGCCUCGCCCACCCGGGUUGCCUCUGUGCCUGAGGAGCAAAGGUGUCAGUGUAUCAGUGUGACCUCUGUGUUUAUCCCAUUUAAGACUAUUUCUUCUGUACAUUUAAUUUCUCCCAGACCAGGUUGCAGUCGUCUUCAAGUCAUAGCCACCUUGAAGAAUGGGAGGUCGGUCUGCCUGGAUUCAGAAGCCAGAUGGGUCAAGGUCAUUAUCCGUGUCAUGAUGAGCAAGGCAAAUGACUAACAAGCUAUGGAAAAUGGAAGUACUUAAUGGAAGAUGGGAAAGAGAAAGGAAAAAAAUUGCUAGAAAAUUGCAUAGAAGAAGCAAGAGCUUUCUGCCUUUAAUGAUUUUAAAAGGAACUUUCAAACACUGCUUUCUUGCCUUUGUACUAUCAUACAUUAAAUGUAUAGCAUUU
Messenger RNA from Python bivittatus (Burmese python), 789 nucleotides. Its product is annotated as alveolar macrophage chemotactic factor-like. Gene Ontology annotation, molecular function: chemokine activity. Gene Ontology annotation, cellular component: extracellular region. Gene Ontology annotation, biological process: defense response; chemotaxis; immune response. Lineage: Eukaryota; Metazoa; Chordata; Lepidosauria; Squamata; Pythonidae. The record is from RefSeq and is a predicted model, not a curated record.